AAGCCUGGCCUGCAGCGACGAGGCUGCGUUUUCUCAGCGGCUUCCUUCGCCAGCGGGGGAAAUCGCAGCCUUUGAAGAUCCUUUAGCUCUUAGCUUGAAGACCUUCCUUGAGCAUCCUUCCCCGAGUAGCCCCACCCCUUCCGUUACUGAUGGUGUGACUCCAGUGGUCUCCAACAGAAUUGACAUUCAAAAGUGCACUUUGGCAUCCCUGUUGAUAAAUGGAAGAGAAGACCAAUUAGGCUGCUGUUACACCAUUUUAAGCAGGAGGUAAAAAAGGCCUGAAUUAGUGCAAGACAGAGGCGGUGGAGAAGAUGUGGUCGACUGUUAGGAGCUGGAGGAGGAAACAGGAGAAACUUCUUAAUUCUCAACGUAGUCUCAUAGCCAUGAUGAAGAAAGCUAUGCAUUUACAGGACAUGGAAGUGAAGAAUGCUACAAAGUGGAAGGAGACGAUAAAGAAUCAGCGAAUGAGAAUCAGCACGGAGUUCUCAAAGCUGCACCACUUCCUGGCUGAAGAAGAGCUACUGAUUCUUCAGAGACUGAGCAAAGAAGACGAAGAUACAAAGAAGAAACUGAGUGUGAACAUGCUAAGGCUCAAUCAGACAAUCACUUCCUUGAAGAAGCUCAUCUCAGAGGUGGGGGAGAAGAGCUUGGCCUCCACACUGGAGUUGCUUCAGAAUCCAAAAGAUGUGUUGACCAGGAGUGAUACCCAGGAUCUGAACUAUUCCCCUGAAGUUCUAAGGGUGAAGACACCAUGCCAGAUUCCACUGAUGAAAGAAAUGUUGAAGCGAUUCCAAGUGGCUGUAAGCCUAGCUGAAGACACAGCUCAUCCCAAACUUGUCUUCUCUCAGGAAGGAAGAUGUGUGAAAAAUGCAGCAUCAGCCAGUACUUGGCCAGUAUUUUCUACAGCAUGGAACUACUUUGCUGGAUGGAGAAAUUCUCAGACAAGCACACAGUUUGCAGAGAAAUUUCAAUACUUACCCUGCGUUCUGGGAAAAAACGUUUUUACUUCAGGGAAACAUUAUUGGGAGGUUGAGACUAGAGAUGGCCUGGAGAUUGCCAUGGGGGUGUGUCGGGAGGAUGUCAUGGGGAUUACUGAUAGGUCAAGAAUGUCCCCCAAUGUGGGAAUCUGGGCUAUUUAUUGCAGUUCAGGUGGCUAUCGGCCCCUAACAAGCCUCUCUGGAAUUCCUACCAAGCAAGAGCCAGCUCUUCAGCGGGUGGGAGUUUACCUAGAUCAUGGGGCAGGUAAUGUCUCCUUCUACAGUGUAGUGGAUGGAGUACACUUACAUACUUUUUCUUUUUCUUUGGUCUCACGCGUCCGCCCGUUCUUUUGGUUGAGUCCAUUAGCAUCUUUAGUCAUCUUACCAGUGACUGAUAAGAAAUGAGGCUAUUCUUCUGCUCAGAAUCCCUUCCCUGAAUGCCAGCUCAGGACCAUACAUCCCCUGGUCCUCUUCUUUCACUUCAUGGGUCUCUGUCCUGGGUCUCCCUGAUUGAACUGUUUUUUGUUCACCUUUCAUGUGCUUCAGAAGAGGCAGUUCCAUGGGGGCAAUUUUGACCAAUAGAAACGGGACAGGAAAUUUUCAAAGGUGCUUCUGGGGAAUAUUUUUGUAGCUUUUAAAUAAGAUUUUUGGAAAGACAUAGCCCCACUUUUGAUGUUAGCAGCUGUACUGGAACCAAGGAGAACACAGGAACAGUGGAAAGGUAGAAGAAACAGUCUUUGAUGCAAUCGUUAAACUUUUGAAAUUUCCUAAUUUUAAGCUUAUUAUAUGAGAUACUCCCUUAUUGUAUAAAACAAUUUUAAUUGCAUUUGGUUACUUGUAGCCUGACAUACUCUGAUACCAAAGUGUGAACAUCCUACAGUAUCUCAGUGUGAAACAUCUUACAGUAUCUCAGUUUUGUGAAAUUUGAGAAAAGCAUAGAAUUUUUUUCUCUUAUUUCCUGCAAGCACUGAUUCUCCUGCUUUUCUGGCUCAGAAAAUUGAGGAAGUUUCCCCUCGCUGUGCCUACACUGCUCUUCCCUUCUUCCAGACCAUGUCUCUGCCCUCAACUGUUUACUGUGCUGUACAUGUGUCAAGUUCAUAUAUCACUUGUACAGGGUUAUUAAUGUCAUGAGGAUAUUGAGAAACGGUUAAGUAUUUACAUAGCCUGUUCAUAUAAUGCUAUUGCACAUGACUUUCCACAGCUCAGUGAAAUGGAAAUUAAAAUCUUAUUAUUAAAAGGAGAAAACUGAACUGUGUAGCUUAGUAUUGUGUAGCUGGCAAAUGGGAGUGUUGGGAUUAAAAUCCAGAUUUGUCUAAAGUGAAAGCCCACAUUCUUUUCUACUCUAUUUUUAUUUGAAAGCAUUUAUGAAAUGCUAAGUGUGGGUGGCCUCAUCUUUGUUUCAGGUUGUUAUUUUGUUAUUAAUAUAUGCUUUAAUCCUGCGUAUGUUCCCUUCAGCUGUAGAUUGUAUGUAUUCAGAGGACUGUGAUAAUUACUGGAUAGUUAUUUUUAAAAUAGUGAUUGUUUCUCUCUGGCUGUAAAAGUCAUGUGUACUUAGUGUAGAAAAUUUGGAAUAUACAAAAAGUAUAAAUUAAAGUUAUCCAUAAUCCCACCACUACUAACAUUUUGAUGUAUUUUCUUCUAGACUUUCAAUAAAGACUUUCUGGCAGUCACUUAAUGAAGAUUCUCAUAAAACUUCCAGUACCUUCCCUAACACUUCCUAUGUCUCAGCCCAUCCUGACUUAUCUUCCUAUUCAGCUUGAGCAGCUCCAGCAUUCAGUAAGUUCUCCUGAGUUCUCAGCUUCCCAUGAUACUUGAUGUUAUGGGUUGAAUUGUGUUUCCCAAAAAGACAUAUUGAAGUCCUACCUGUGAAUGUGACUGUAUUUGGAAAUAGGAUCUUUGCAGAUGUAAUCAAGUUAAGAAGAGAUCAUUUGAGUGGGCCCUAUUCCAGUAUGAAUGGUAGCCUUAUAAGAAGAGGGAAGAAUCUAUACAUGUACACACACACACACACACACACACACACACACACACACACACACACACACACACGAAAAUGGCAGAUGAAAACAGGGAAGGUGGCUGUGGGAGACAGAGGCAGAGAUUGGAGUGAUGCUGCUACAAACCAAGGAACAUCUGGGGUUACCAGAAGCUGGUAAAGGCCAGGGAGAAUCCUUUCCUAGAAACUUGGAAGGGAGCAUGGCCGCACCAACACCUUGAUUUCUGGCUUCUAGCCUUCAAAACUGAGGAUGGACAAUACAUUUUAAUGUUUUAAGUCACAUGAAAACAUUUGUUGUGACAGCUCUAGGAAAUGAAUAAUACGUACCCAUCAGGACUUCUCCAGCACCUGUCUUACUAGUUUCUAGUCCUUUGGAAUUAUCAGUACCUUUCCUCCACGCUUCCUUCUGGGCUGUUUAACGAUUGAUUGAUUCUACUGUAAAUUCUUGCUCUCUGACUUCAGGUGGUCUCUUUGAACCACGUAAUAAACUCUUACUUUUUAUUCCUCGACUUCCCUUCGCAUUUUUGGUGGAAACAGUCCCAAAUCUUUUCCUCUGAAGCCUUCCUGAGUCCCCUUUAUACUCCCUUGCAAAGUACCUGCAUCUUCAACUGAGAACAAUUUUUUUUCCUUACUCAUCUUACUUUAUUCUUUGGGUUUUUGAGUCUUGAUAUUGUCCCCUCUGGUCUCAUUAGGUAUGGGAUGGGACCUAGUUGUAUUUUUUUAAAAAGCAAAAAAAAACCAAACAAAAAAACCCAACAAGCCUACAAACUUACUAUGCUUUUUGAUGUACAAACAGGAUUGAGAAUAAACUGUCAGUUGUAAACUAAAGAUAAAAUCCUAAGGCCCACAGACGACUGAACAGAUUCUCUCUGGGCCAAGGGGACUCCAGAGAAACCUGAGAAACUGAGUUCCUUGCCACUACAGGUUAAAGCUUAGAUAUACCCCCUCCCUUUUGGGAUUUAGACACAACUGACCAGCAUUCAUGUUAAAUAAAGAGGCCAUGACUAACAAAACGGACUCUGUGACAAUGAAAUGCCAAAUUGUAAACAGGACCUAAGGCCAUGCCAGACAAGGCUUAAGUCACACCCCUAUAGGUCACUCUGACCCAGUGUAUUGGUUAACAGACUUCCUCAUCUUAAACAUUCCUUUCUGCUGACUCCAGAUUUUUAGAUAAAGCUUUACUUAUUAAACCAAUUACAAAUUAAAGAAUCUCUGAACUCACCUAUAGUCUGUAAAUGUCUCUGCUUCAAGGUAUCCUGUGUUUUGGGGUCAAGCCAAUGUAUAGUCUUCAUAUAUUGUUAUAUGACUUUGCCUGUAACUUCUACUUCCCUAAAAUGUAUGGAACAGUUGUGACCUGGCUGCCUCAGGACCACUUACUCAAGGCUUCUUGGGUUUGGGUUUUUUUCUCCCAGGGCUGUUGUCACUCAUAUUGGUUUAGAAUAAAUCUCUUUAAAAUGUU
Messenger RNA from Carlito syrichta (Philippine tarsier), 4429 nucleotides. RefSeq names its product E3 ubiquitin-protein ligase TRIM4-like. The transcript has 8 exons. Gene Ontology annotation, molecular function: protein binding. Bases 312 to 1382 code for a protein of 356 amino acids. NCBI's taxonomy places the organism in Eukaryota, Metazoa, Chordata, Mammalia, Primates, Tarsiidae. The record is from RefSeq and is a predicted model, not a curated record.